AUGGUGGUAAAAUCGAGGUAUGGAAGGCGGUUCAGGACUAAAAGGAGGAAGAAGAAAGCAGUGGUUGGAAUUUUUGCCUUUGAAGUUGCAAAAGUGAUGUCUAAGCUGGUCCAUCUACGGGAAUCCCUGAGUCCUAAACAAGUUGAUAGGCUCAGGAAAUUUAUCUCAGAUUCUAUGGGGUUGAAAAAGCUUGUGUUACAUGAUGAUGAUUUCAUUCGAGGUUUAAUACCAGGUGAAUUGUUUGAGAAAAUGAUCCCUUUAACAAAAUUUGUGGCCUGGCUUGGGAAGAAUCAUUGUUCUGAUGAUCCAAGUUUGAAAGAUUUUGAGCAUGCUGUUACUGAUUGGAUCAACAAUGGUGUUGACCCUUUUGUAUGGGAACUUCCAUGGGAGGAGAUGGAAAAGGAAGCCAAAAAGAUGAAGAGGUUCGUUAAAAUAAAUGCAGUUUUGUAUGACGGGAUGAAACAUCUUUCGGAUCUUGAACAUACUUUGAAAGACAUCACUGCCACCUUGGAUGGUCCAAUUUUGCUUGAUUUUCAGAACAAGUUAGAGCUGAAGCGGCUCGAGGUGGAGAAUUUGAAAGAGGGGUCUUUGUGGAACAUGACUUUCAAUUACAUAGGUAUCCUUUUGGCAAGAUCUGUCUGCACAAUUAUCAGUCGUAUCAAGUCUGUUUAUGGAGUUCCUCAUCAAAUCAUGGCAGAUGCAGAUCACACUAGUACUCCUAGUCCAUCAAUUUUCAGCAAGUACAAGCUGUUGGAUGCUCCACCCGACACACUCAGUGCUGCUGCACUGCACUAUGCAAAUAUUGUCAUCCAAGUUGAACGUGCAGUAAGAUGUUCUUUCGCUGGCAGAAGUGACCUGUACAGUAUGUUGCCUGCAAAUAUGAGAGAUGAGAUAAAUGAAAGGCUGCCCUCCAUCAGGAGCUUGACUUUAUCAGUUAUAGAUCUUGCAGCAGAGCGGAAGGUGGCAAGUGAUGAAAUAUUAGAAUGGUUAGUACCACUUGCUCAUAAUACGAAGAAAUGGCACUCCAAGAGAAACUUUCAACUGAAAGCCUAUGUUUCCAGGAGCCAUGUGCUUCUGGUAGAAACCCUCUACUUUGCAAAUCAACAGAAGACAGAAGCAACAAUUAUGGAACUUAUUGUUGGUAUGCAGUACAGCUGGGAAGCUGGGCUAGAAGCUCUACGAGAGAAGGACCGUCUCAGGCGUGCUCUAAAGGCAGCCUCCCUGGAAGACCAAGACAAAGGCAAGUCAUCCAUUGUUCUCUAG
This is a messenger RNA of Fragaria vesca subsp. vesca, 1263 nucleotides long. RefSeq lists its product as uncharacterized. Lineage: Eukaryota; Viridiplantae; Streptophyta; Magnoliopsida; Rosales; Rosaceae. The record is from RefSeq and is a predicted model, not a curated record. The transcript has a single exon. Bases 1 to 1263 code for a protein of 420 amino acids. Gene Ontology annotation, biological process: positive regulation of growth.